Fusarium sp. VM40 is the source of this 2145-nucleotide messenger RNA. Lineage: Eukaryota; Fungi; Ascomycota; Sordariomycetes; Hypocreales; Nectriaceae. The record is from the annotation of a GenBank genome assembly.
AUGGAAGGACCGUACAUGACUUUAAGCCACCGAUGGGGUAGUACGCCUUACAAAAAGCUGACAGCAGGGAGCCUAGAGCAGUUUAAGAAUCGCAUCGAUAUUAGCAACCUCCCUGUCAGUUUUAAAGAGACAAUACAUAUCGCACGGCUUGCCCGGGUCAAGUAUUUGUGGAUCGACUCUUUAUGCAUUCAGCAGGAUGAUGAUGAGAAAGACUGGGAAGUUGAAGCUCACUUGAUGGGCAAGGUCUAUUCCCAUUCCUUCCUAAACGUCUCAGCAACCUUGGCCUAUGACGAUACUCGAUCUCUUUUCGAUCGAUCAAGCCAUCCGUAUGAUCCAACGCUUCUCAAUCUACCAUGUAUGAAAAAGGUCAGGGUCUUUAAAGUUGGCGACCCCAAAGCAAGGCUGAAGAUGGUUCAACGGCGUUCCCGAAAAGCGUGGAGCGUAGAUCAUGAUAUUUGGGAAGACGAAAUUGAACAAGGUCCUCUGCAAAGCAGAGGCUGGGUCUUUCAGGAGCGAUUCCUCUCUCCCAGGAUCCUACACUUUGCAGAGCGACAACUUGCUUGGGAGUGUCAUCAGAUCAAUGCACUUGAGAUGUUUCCCAAGCGAUUGCCCCCAGGGUUGAUCCAGUGGCCGAGAAGCGACAUUGCCGACAACGUUCUCGCAGCAAAAGUUCCAACAAACGCUAACCUAUUUGAGUUUUGUCGAUCUUGGGACGAAAUUGUCGCAAAGUAUACUACGACCGAACUUACAUCUAAAAAGGAUAAACUUGUUGCUUUUGCCCGGGUGGCCAAAACGGUUGAGGUCGCGCGCGGCGAUAUCUAUCUUGUCGGCCUUUGGAAGAGUGCAUUCAUUUCUCAGCUUGCUUGGACUAGAACCCGCGACGAUAUAGUCCAUCAUCCGCAAGAACUUUCCUCAGGCCGAGCCCCUAGCUGGUCAUGGUUGUCUGUUGAUGGCGACGUCAUCAGUCCCCAUCCUGAAAAGAUUCGCAAAUACUUUGCCAAUGUAGCGGUGUUCCCGGAUCCGGUUUUUGAUAGCAGUUCUGCAAUUACAGCCAGUGGUUCUGUGCUACUCCGCGGGAUUCUGUUGCCCAUUAACUCAGUAAAUUGGGAUAAGGAAAACCUUUUGUCGGGAUUCACAGUUGAUGGCUUUACGCUUCAAGAAGGGUUUUACUUUUCUGGCACGCAUCUUGAUCUAGAAGGCACCAAGGAUCAGGUCAUCCAGCUAGUGAAGUCUGGAAUCUCUCUCGUUCCCCUCUUCGCAACAGAUGAGCACAUGCAGUGCAUAGCAGUUGCCUGUAUCAAGACCAUCCGUGGUAUACCGGUGGACUUUCGCCGCGUUGGCGCAUGCCAGGUACAAUAUCGAAAGCUUCAUGUCCUUCAGGGGAGUAUUCAACCUGAAUGGGAAGAGGACCCUUCAACUCUUUUCUUCCCUGGCAAGCCAAGCUAUAAUUUAAUACACCCGGUGGCCCGAUCCCUUAUAAGAUCGGUCGAGCUCAACUUACCUGCUAGCAGCGUCGCCGAGAUUUCGUCAACUGCCGUGCCUGAGUCCACACUCACUAGCUUGGCUACCACGUUGACUGAAGCCACGACUACAUCGGUCCUCGUAUCCGAAACAAUUUCGACAACUGUAGCAGAACCCACGACGACCACUGCCGGCCCUCCAGCCUGCGUUGAAACUCAGGUCGUCGUUAACCCAGGAUUCGACACGAGUGCUAGUGACAUUACACCUUGGGUUGGUAGAAGCUACGAUCUCAACAGCCGCAGAGCCUAUACCGCCCCUAGCUCCGUGGCCCUUGUUUUCACAGAUGGACAAGGCACCGCACGAAUCGCCCAGACACUACAAAACCUUAGCGGCAAGUACACAUUGUCCUUCCGCUAUGGUUCCGUGUCAGCACAGGGUCUUGGUGCUGGACUAUCGUGCCUGAUUACGCCAAAGAUCGGGAAUGACGCGCUUAGUUCUGCUUAUGUGUCCGAGAGCAGUUCCGGUUGGGAAUCUGCACCACAGGAAUGGUCGGCUGGGAACACGGAUGUGGCUGAGGCUGAGCUGUCGCUCUCUACUGAGUGCUCUGGCGAGUAUGACCAAUUGUUUAUCUACAUCGACGAGGUUACUUUGACCAAGGUCUGUGAUGGGUCCGCCACAGACUGA